Molecule: messenger RNA, 1749 nt
Organism: Haemonchus placei
Lineage: Eukaryota; Metazoa; Nematoda; Chromadorea; Rhabditida; Trichostrongylidae
Source: the annotation of a GenBank genome assembly
AUUUGCUGCUCGGAUUUGGCAUACAUGAGUGAUUAUCGCAGACCUUGCAACUUCUUUUACAAUGUAACUGGUGAGGAAGCAGAGCGGCUACUGCGACAGUACGGUUCAGACGGCGAAUUUUUGGCUCGGCCAAGUGAAUCGCAGCCGCUCAACUUCACACUUUCAAUCAUUCGUGGGAAAGCUAUCACUCAUGUCAAAAUCCAGAAGAACAGCGACGAUUUUCUAGACUUAUUUGGAGGCGAAUCGUUUGCGUCUCUCAGUGAGCUGGUGCAGUUCUAUAUCGAUAAUCCAGAACAGCUUCAGGAACGAAAUGGAGAGUCCAUCAUAAUGAAGCGACCUAUUUCCAUUCCACUGUUUGAACCGGCGGCACAAGAAGCUCGUGCUCCAGCUUCCCAGCGUUGGUUUCAUGCAAAUAUCACGGGUACUGAAGCAGUGGAACUUUUGACGAAGGAGAAACAAUGGACUUAUUUGGUUCGAGAAAGUCAACGAGCUCCUGGUUCGUAUGCCAUAACUGUGAAGACAACAGAUGAUCACGUUGUACAUAUUCUGAUUCAGAAGAAGGCCGAUACUGGAAUGUACCACGUAGGUGGUGGUGACGAAUUUCGAACAGUCGGUGAACUUUUAGCUCAUUAUAAUAAUAAUCCAAUGGUUGAAGAGGGCAGUCAACGAGUGGUACAUUUGAUGAAUCUGGUUCCUUCAACUUGCGUUCCUGCGGAUGCGAUCGACGAACGCAUCCGUUUGUUGGAGGAAAUUGACCCAGUCACCAAGAAAUCCGGCUUUCUUGAGGAGUUCGAGCGCAUUCAACAAGUAGAUGAUCAAUUUUCUUCUCGUCGGGAAGGGAAAAAGGAGCAGAAUAUUAGCAGGAAUCGCUAUAAAAAUAUCGUUCCGUUCGAUCACACUCGGGUAAUCCUGAAGGACGUUUCUCCCAGCGAAUCUGACUACAUCAAUGCCAGUUAUAUAAAGAUACCCAAAGGGCCUCCAUUACAUCUGUACGCUAAUCGAGAGUAUAUUUCCACGCAAGGUUGUCUUCCCAACACUUUACUUGACUUCUGGCGGAUGGUAUGGCAGGAGAAUAGUCGUGUGAUAGUUAUGACCACCAAGGAAAUGGAGCGAUCACGGAGCAAAUGUCACGUUUACUGGCCGGCCUUACGCGAAGAGCUCAAUCUCCGCGAAUAUGUAAUCAAGACUGUCGAAGAGACGAAAGUGCCAGGCGACAACGGACUAGAUAUGUUCAUCAAGCGGCGUUUUAUGGUGGCCAAAAAAGGUAUGCCACAGAGAGAACUAUUCCAUCUGCAGUUCAUUGGCUGGCCUGACCAUGGUUGCCCAGAGCAGCCGGAAUCGGUGCUACGUUUCCUGGAGGCUGUAGACGUAGCUUGUAAGAAGGCUAUAUCAACACAGGGCCCUGUAAUUGUGCAUUGCAGUGCUGGCAUUGGGCGAACGGGUACUUUUAUAGUUAUAGAUAUUCUUCUUAACCAAAUUCGACACAGAGGUAGCUCUUGUCCAAUUGAUAUACCACGAACGGUGAUGAAAAUACGCGAGCAGCGCAGCCGCAUGGUCCAAACGGAAGCGCAAUAUGUCUUUCUGUACAGAGCAAUUAGUUGUUACAUAGCUAUGCAAAGUCGGUCUCGACAUCCUUCCGAUGAGACGGGUACGGGUGAGGGAGAACAUCCACAUCACCUCCCACCGCCGCCGGUUCCACGUCGACGAGUAGUACCGGAAGUAGCUCAGGCAUAUGUGAACAACGGAUAG